CAAAUAAAAUGUUUUUCGAUUAUUUUUUGCCUUUUCUUUUUCUACAAUUUUUCAAUUAUAACAAAUUAACAUUUCAAUCACCAAAUUUACAAGAAGAAUGGCCUACAAAAACAUCUCCAUUAAAAACGGCAGAAUUGAAAUUUAUGAAAAAACUGUUUGAAAACAGAAAUUACAAAAAUAAUGCUGUUUAUGGAUAUGAACCUAAAGUUUUAAAAAAAGGGCAAACUAAUUGCAGAAAUGGCAAUGAUGAAAAUUUAGAAGAGGGGGAAUUUGUUUUGGAAUUUGAAAUAAAUGGAAUUAAUGGAAAGGAUAAAUUACUAGAUGCUCAACUCCAAUUACUUUUACCUGAAACAAAAAAUCACCACCAACAAAUCGUCAAACAUAAAUACCGUCACAACUCUAUUUUUAAACACAAUAAAAUUUCAAAACAUUUAAAGCAAUUUAAAAUUAAUUAUUUCGAUAUAUUUGUAUUUUCUGGGAAUAAUUGUAGUAAAAUUGAAAAAUUAAAAUUACAAAAACUAUUGCCUGUAGAGGAUGAAACUAUUUUUAAUUUAAAUAAUUGGUUUAUAUAUAAUGUUAAAGAAAUAAUUGAAAGAAAUUUAAAAGAAAAUAAAUUAAAUUUAAUUAUUAAAAUUAAACAGAAUAAUUUAAAAAUCAAAAAACUUUCAAACUUUGCAUAUUCUCAUGGACCAUUUCUUGUAGUUUAUACAGAAAAUAAUGAAGUUAUUGAAGAUGAGAAUAUUAAAAAUAAAAGAAAUAAAAGAGAAAUAUUUCAUUCAAAAGAAGACAAUAAUCUCCAAAUCCAAGAACAUAUGGAUGCAGUAAGAAGACAAGCAGAAUAUUUUGCUUAUGGAAUGGCUCUUCCAACGGAACAAUUACCACAAAUUGAGGAAAAUAAUUACUUAGUAAAACCUAUUCAAAAUAUUCCAAAUAAAUUUGAAAAUACUAAAUUUGCAUUAAGACGACGAAAAUUGAAGAAUAGAAGAAAAAUUAAACAAAAAUUGUCUCGGAAAUCGUCUUUUGAUGCGAAUGAUCCAAUGCUCGGAUUUGGAACAAAUAAAUCACCUUGGGAACGUUCAAUUAAAGGAAACAAAUUCGGAAAUUCUUUAAACGAUUUUAAAGAGUUAGAAGAAAAUGAAAGAGAUGGGAUGAUGAUGAAUAAACACGAGAAGAAUGAUAAGGAAAUUAAUAUGGGAAUUAAAAGUAAUGGUGCUGGUGGGAGUAUAAUAAAGAAAUGUUCACGUCACAAUCUCACAGUUGACAUUAGAGAUUUGGGCUUAGAUGAACGAAUUGUUGCCCCAAAAAGUUUUGAGGCUGGAUAUUGUGCUGGAUCAUGUGAAUAUCCUCUUGAUAGAAGCCUUCGGCCUUCGAAUCACGCAAUAUUUCAAUCUUUAAUUGUUAAAUUACAAUCUAUAACAAACAAUAAUAUUACUACAGGACAAAAUACACCCUCAGUUUGCUGUGCACCUGACAAAUUUGAUUCGUUAACAAUGCUUUACUUUAACGAGAAUGGAAAUUUAGUUUUAAAAAAUUUCCCAAGAAUGAUAGUUUUGCAAUGUGGAUGUAUUUAA
Meloidogyne enterolobii is the source of this 1571-nucleotide messenger RNA. Lineage: Eukaryota; Metazoa; Nematoda; Chromadorea; Rhabditida; Meloidogynidae. The record is from the annotation of a GenBank genome assembly.